GGGAAACCGAAAGUGAAAUUGAACCCUUAGUGAACCGCAAUUUACACGAUAGGAGUUCGCGAUGUUCUUUUUGAGCCUCUACAUUCUGGCUGCUGGAAUUGCACUGGCCGAGAAUGGACAUGUGCUUCCAAACAGAAAGCUGGAUUGCAUUUUUCGAGAAAUGAGGGAAGAUGACGGGUUUUCUGUCGUAGGGCAAACAAACGUUUUGAGGAAGGCAUUGCUGCUGUUUGGUGAUUUUGAUACAAAUGAGGAAGCAAUUCGUUUUAAAGUUAAAGAUUCUUCCUUAGACAUAUUCCAAUAUGUGGGCACAAAACCUGAUGAUUUGGAAUGUGAGAUUAGCCGUCAUUCCACCUACGGAUUCCAUGCUCCCUGGCCACAGAAGGGUGAGGAGCAAGGUGAAGACAAAUGGUUCACUGUGACUGUAAAGCACAGACAUGGGAAGUUCACCGUAACUGGCUUCAUGAGGAGGCUAAAAGCACCUAAUCAUGAGGACAAGAAGGAGCAUGAAACUCCAACUGAUGGUGAAGACCCACCCAUUGGAGACACAGACACUCUGUCAGUUCAAGUGAACUAUAUCGUUCACACAAGCACACCAUUGAUUAUAACCAAACUGAAUCAAGACCUGCUUCUGGACUGUGGCUUCAAGGUUGAUCACAGUGCCGCUGUUAACAUUGACUGGAGGUAUCAAUACAAGGGGGUAAAGAAGAAAUUGUUCUCCUACAAUGGACGGACUCAGCGGAUUGAAGACAUUGAGAAGGGAGUUGAAGUAUUCUUGGACCAGAUCAAGAAUGGGAAUGCGUCCCUCCGCAUAAGAAAUAUUAAUAUGAGCAAAGAAGGAUUCUACACCUGUUUGGUUUAUGUCCCUCCUCUCUUUGGUACACAGACCAUGAGUGUGAAGAUUAUUGAGCCUCCCGUGGUUUCCCUGAGCCACAGUGCUCUGUCCCUGAUGGAAGGGGACGAGCAGAGGCUGGCAUGUGAUGCAGAGAGGUUUUACCCACUCGACGUGACGAUGAGAUGGCAGCGGCUGCAGGGCCAGGAGCAUCUGGUGCCUGUCUACAUAUCCAACACCUUCUAUUCAUCCCAUAAGCCCAACAGAGAUGGCACUUUCAACGUGACGGGUUACUUCAGUUUCACCGCCUCCCUCAGAGACAAUGGUGUCACGUUCGUUUGCCUGGUUGACCACGUCGGCUUGACGAAGUCAAUUAAACGUUAUGUUCAGGUGAAUGUGGAAGCACAAAUUCUGAUACAACAGUCCAUCUUAUUGUUGACAUCCUUCCUAUUCCUAUGUGUUCUUCUGAUCAUCUUCCUCAUCUACCUGAACAAAGUUAUGGUUAAAAGCAAGAAGAAACCAUAUUGAGCACUUCAAAGAAUACUGCAGCUGCUACGGAGCGAAAGAACCCGUGUUAAUACAGGUUCUUCGUGUUCUUGGAAUCACCUCAUGUGUUCCGCAGCCCAUUAAUGAACUGCUUAAAACAAAUAGCUGUAGACAAACAGAACAGGAACCCACGAAGAGUAAAGGAGGGAAAUCAUCCAGUUACUGGCUUGCCCAGGACACCAGAACUGCUCAUCGGUCCUCUUCCCUUUAGGUAUACUGCAUCCACUUGAGUCCCAGGAAGUGGAAAGUCGAGCCUCAGUUUAAAGUUCCAUUUGGAAGGCACAACCCCUAAUAAUCAGGGUGCUUACACCCUGUGGACACGCUCAGUCUUGGAAUGAACUUGAACCCACAACAUUCUGACCUUGAGGCAGGAGCUUUAGUCAGAGAUACAGGGAGGAAAUGAGCCAUAUGGCCCAUCAAGUGAGCCUUGACCAUCACCUUAAUUUCAAGGGGUAUGUAAGAUGAGGUGGCUGAGAGCUGCUGUCUGUGGGUUUGAUGCUAAGGUUGGGAGUGGAGGACAGUGCAUUCAGAGGGGGUAAGCUUCGGACAGGAGGGAGGAGUGUCGAGGUCAAGCGGUUGAUGCUUCAUCAUCAACUAGAGGUGAAAAGAUCUGGAGCAGGCAGUAAACCAGAGCAGGGCACCCAAGAAGAGGAGGAGGGUUGGAGAUGGGUGAAGGGGUCUGUGGUGCAGGGUGGGGGAACUCUUGCUAAGGCAGGUGGCUCGUAGACAGAGGCGACAGAAGAAGAGCUCGUUGUGGUGGCAGGCGUGGAACUCACUGAUGUGUAGUCGUAGGAGGACAAAGGUAAGGUGCUUGCAGAGGUCAGAACAUUCCACCUCAGAGAGGGGAAAGUUGGUGGGAAUGGUGAAGACAGCAGGGAUAAGAGGUAGGGCCAGGCGAAGCUAGAGAGUUGGAGGGGUCAGGGGAGAAGGGAGUGUUUGAGUGUUCAGGGAAAAGGGUGGGAGGAAGAUGGGGUCUCAGAGGAAUGAGGGGUAGAUAGGAUGCUGAGAGUCCAGGGUUCAGUUGGGAGUAGUGAUGAGGGAAGGGAAGCCAUAGGGCCCAGUGGGAGGGAGAAAGGUCUUGGCCUGGUGCUGGGGAUGACAGAGAUUAGUCUAGUUGCAGCCUUGGUUAAUUGCAGUGGGUAUGUGAGGUCUAUAUUACCAAUUCCUAAUAUUUUCCUUGCAUUGGGUGGGGCUCGUCAUCUUGCCUAGCGUGGCUACAUUACCUGGACCAAGAUGGGGAUGUGAAACCUGUUGCUUUGCUAUUCCGUCCCUUUUAAAUUCUGCUCCCAUUCUCAAAGCUGAGCCCGUGGGACACUGCUUUCUCCAAGCGUCACUUUGGUUAAAUGAAUCUGCAGUUGGCAUUGAGGCUGCAUGACUUUGAUUUCCUAACAAGGAAAUCGGGAACUUCUUCCUCGAAGGGAAUUGGCCAUGGCUCACUGAGUAAGAUUCUUGCCUCCGUGACAGUGGGCUGUGAGUUCCAGUCCAGAGACUUGAGCACAAAACUCCAGGGAACGAGCUCAAAGCUGUACUGAUGGAGUGCAGCAGUGUCAGGGGAACUGUCUUCCAACCUGAACUUUAAACUGAGGCCUUGCCUGGAAAAUAUAUUGGUAUUGUUUUGUAGAGGAGUUAGGCUAUAACUGGCAGUGCCUGCAACAAAACAAAAUCCUGCAAAUAAUCAGCAGGUCAGGGAGAGAAACACAGUACAUAAUAAGACAGGUUCAGCAGGGGGAUAUUGCGUCCCUCUAGUCUGCUCCUCUAUUGGUCAAUAUAAUUACUGCUGAUUGAUGCUGGAGACUAGAUUUAAAAAAUGAUUAGCUUUAUUUGUCACAUGCAUAUCAAAACCUACAGUGCAAAGCAUUGUUUGUGUCAAAUCAAAUCAGUGAGGAUUUGACUCUGUGACUUCUAGAGUUGUGCUGGGCAACCUGCAAGAGUGGCCAUGUUUCAUGCCCACACAGCAUGCCCACAAUACUCUAACCCGAACCAUACGUCUUUGGCAUGUGGGAGGGAACUGGAGCACCCGAAGGAAACCCACAAAAUCUGACAGUGGUGAGAAGCGAACCCCAAUUGGUUAUUGCUAGUGCUUUAAUAUCGUUACAAUGUGGAUCAAUGGACUUUGUUACUCUCCACAGAUACUGACUGACCAGCUGAAUAUUACCAAUAUUUUCUGUUUUUAUUUCAGGUUUGUGGGGUCUGCAUGUAUUUUUUUGGGCUUUUUUUUAGUGUUCUGCCACUGUUUACCAUUUGUGUCAUUAGCACGUGGAUAAGGACUAUUGCCCCCUCCAAGCUUGUUAUGAUCUGACUCCUUUUGCUUUGAGUUUGGGAGCCCUGGUCACUCGGGAUAGCAGGUGUAUUAACAUAUUUAUUGGUUAUGCUGUGCCAUCCACUGAGCAGGCUGGAAAGUGAGGUAUUGCGAUUAUUAGCUGAAUUCAUUAUUAGCUGUACAAAUAAUUAGAUUAUUUGGAGAAAGUCCAGAGGAGGCUUAUGAUAAUUAUCCCGGGAAUGAAAGGGUGAGAAGGGUGAGGAUUAUUAGAUGGCCUAGACCUGUACUCAUUGAGGUUUAGAAGAAUGGGGGGUAGGGGGUGGGGAUAAAUCUCAGUGAAGAUCGAAAGGUCUGGAUAGAGUGGAUGUAGGGACGAUGUUUCCUAUAGUGAGUCAGUCUAGGAUUAGAGGGCACAGUCUCAAAUUACAAGGACAUCCUUUCAGAGCAAAGAUGAAGAGAAACUUCUUUAUACAGAGUAUAGUAAUCUGUGGAAUUCCUUGCCACAUACAGCUGUGGAGGCCAAGUCACUGGGCAUAUAUUAUUUAGUAUGGUUAUGGGAGAUAGAUGCUUGAUGAUUAAAGAUUAUGGGGAGAAGGCAGGAUAAUGGUUGAGAGGGACAAUAAAUCAGCCAUGAUUGGAUGGCAAAACAGACUCGAUGGGCCAAAUGGCCUAAUUUGUUCCUAUGUCUUAUGGCCUUAUUAACAAACAGAGUCAAUUUACUCCAAGAGCAGAAAUAAGGAGUAGAAUAAGCAGAAACUGAAACUUCUCCCAGUAAAUGCAAUGAAAAAUUAACUGUUAUAUUAUGAUUAUUAAAUCAGUCUCAGUUAGUGUCAGCAGCAUGGUUACCAGUGUUGAAUAUCAGGAGGAUUUGCCAAUCACCUUCCUUUGUAGUAGUACUCAAUGUGCAUUCUUUAUUGACUCCUGUCAAGCAUCCAUUUGGAGAACAGCGAGCCACCACCAGGGGGCGGGCUUGGCCACAUAACUGCUGUCAUGUAGAUGUUGGAAAUGCAUAUGUGCAACAAAUUUUAGCACUAACUGCAUCCAUGAUACAUGAUUCAAUGACACAGGCUUAGCUCAUUUUAUUGAGAGAGCUCAUCUAAUAAAGAGAGUCCAAUACAGUAGUGCUAGAAAGUUUGUGAGCCCUGUAUAAUUUUCUUUAUUUCUGCAUAGAUCUGAUCAGAUCGUCACACAAGUCCUAAAGCUAAAUAACACAAAAAACAUUAUACUCUUAUUUAUUUAUGGAGAAAAAUGAUCCAAUAUUACAUGUAUUGGAAAAAAUAUGUGAACUUUUGCCUUCAGUAACUGGUGCAGCAAUAACUUCAACCAAACGUUUCUGGCAACUGUUGAUUAAUCCUGCACACCAGCUUGGAAGAAUUUUAGGCUAUUCUUCCUUGCAAAACUGCUUCAGCUCUGGGAUGUUGGUGGGCUUCCUAGCGUGAAUUGCUUGCUUCUGGCCCUUCCACAACAUUUUAUAGGAUUAAGGUCAGUACUUUGACUCGGUCAUUCCAAAAUACGAAUUCCAUUCUGUUGUUGAGUUACUCUUGUGUUUCAGGUCAUUGUCUUGUUGCAUUAUCCAACUUCUAUUAAGCUUCAGGAGAUAGACUGCUCCCCUGACAUUCUCCUAUAAAAUGUCUUGAUACAGUUUUGAAUUCAUUGUUCCCUCAACGACUGCAAACUGUCCAGGCCCUGAGGCAGCAAAGCAGCCCCAAACCACGAUGCUCCUUCCACCAUGCUUCACAGUUGGGAUGAGGUUUUGGUGUUGGUGUGCAGUGUUCUUUUUCCUCCAAACACAACAAAGUGCAUUUCUGCCAAACAGUUCAAUUUUUGUUUCAUCUGUCCACAGAACAUUGUGUCGUUGAACAUCCAGGAAGUCUUUUGCAAACUUGAGGCAUUCAACAAUUUUUUUUUUGGAGAGCAGUAGUUUUCCUCCAUGGUGUCCUUCCAUGAACACCAUUCUUGUUCAGUGUUUUUCUUAUAGUGAACACAUGAACAGAGACUUUAACAAGUUCUAGAGAUUUCUUUUGCUGUUACCCUUGUGUUCUUUUUCACCUCCUUCAGCAUUGCACGUUGUGCUCUUUGCACAAUGCCCACUCCUAGGGAGAGUGGGAAAAGUGCUGAGUUUCCUCCAUUUGUAGAUAGUUUCUCUUAUUGUGGACUGAUGAACACUUAGGUCUUUAGAAAUGCUUUUGUAGCCUUUUCCAGGUUCAUGCAUCUCUACAAUUCUUAUAAUGUCCUCUGAAAGUUGUUUUGAUUGAGGCAUGGUGCACAUAAACAGAUCUUUCUUGAGAGGAGCAGUCUCUGUCAGCAACCUGACUUUGUGUUUGUUUUAUAGAGCAGGGUACCUCUACAACCCUCACCUCCAAUCUCAUCUCAUUGAUUAGAACACCUGACUCCAAAUAGCUUUGUAGAAGGCAUUACCCCAGAGGUUCACCAACAAAUACAUGUAACAUUGGAUCAUGGAACAACUAUAAUGUUUUUGUGUUAUUUAAUUGGGUUCUUUUUAUCUGGUUUUAGGACUUGCGUGCAGACCUGAUCACACCUUAGGUCAUAUUAGUGCAGAAAUAGAUAAAAAUCUACAGGGUUCACAAACUUUCUAGCAUCACGGUACCACUCACUCUACGUGCAUGGAUGGCUUGGGUUAGUGAUUUGUUUUACUGAACUUGUUAGUGUCAUGAGUUAUGUGCAGCCCCAUAGUUUUGUAUUGUUUUCACUGAAGUGAUUGUAGUGGUACUGUGACUCAAGUUUACAUAGGGAAUUAAAGUGGAUAAUUAAAAAACAAA
Hypanus sabinus (Atlantic stingray) is the source of this 6415-nucleotide messenger RNA. Its product is annotated as tapasin-like. The record is from RefSeq and is a predicted model, not a curated record. The transcript has 8 exons. Lineage: Eukaryota; Metazoa; Chordata; Chondrichthyes; Myliobatiformes; Dasyatidae. The coding region runs from base 62 to 1357 and encodes 431 amino acids.